CUCCAACUGUCAGUUCCUUAAAUCUUUAGCCUGUUCCAGUCUUGUUCCUGCCAGGAAAGAAGAUUUUGCAAAACCAUAGCAAGAUGUAUGACCAGCAGAAACAGCCACAGUUUCUUCCCUCUUGCGUGAAAGGUUCAGGACUCGGGGCUGCACAAGGUGCAGGUGGUGCCUCUGUGAAAAGCCAGGCUCCAAGCCAGUCCCAGACUGUCCCUGCGAAUGGCCCUGCUCUCUGCCAGGCUCAAACUGCCUUUGUGACAGGGCCUACCUCUGGCCAGCCUCAAACUGUCUAUGUGACAGGCCCUAUUUCCGGCCAAGCUCAAGCCUUCAUGAAUUACCCAGCUUCAGCUCCAGCUCCAACUCAAACCUAUGUGAAAUACCAAGUUCCAUGGCAGACUCAAACCUAUGUGAAGGGCCCAGCUCCUUGCCAGACCAAAACCUUUGUGAAAUGCCCAGCCCCCUGCCAGACAUAUGUGAAGUGCCCACCUCCAUGCCAGAUGACCUAUGUGAAGUGCGCAGCACCCUCCCAGACAACUUACGUGCAAUGCCCAGCUCCGUGCCAGACGACCUAUGUCAAACGUCCAGCUCCCUACCAGACCCAGACAUAUUAUGUCCAGUACCCUUCUUCUGGCCAGACCUACUACUCUCAAGCUUCUGCGAGUGGCUCAGCCUCCCAGGGCUGUGUUCCUGACCCAUGCUCUGCUCCCUGUUCCACCAGCUAUUGCUGUCUCGCUCCCCGGACCUUCGGGGUCAGUCCUCUGAGACGUUGGAUCCAGCGGCCCCAGGGCUGCAACACAGGAUCAUCCGGCUGCUGUGAGGAUUCUGGAUGCUGCGGCUCUGGGUGCAGCAAUUCUGGGUGCUGUGGCUCUGGGGGAUGCUGUGGCUCAGGGGGGUGCUGCUGUUUGGGAAUUAUCCCCAUGAGGUCCCGAGGUCCUGCAUGCUGUGACCGUGAGGAUGACUGCUGCUGUUAAAUACAAAAGGACAGACCUGCUCCGGGAUUCACUACCAGGCUAUGCCCUUUGAAACCUCACCAGCCUUCAGCCCCUUCCCUGUCAUUCUAGCAAUGUAGAACCUCAUCAAUUUCCCUGCACACUUUGCUUCUUUAUCAAGGCAUCCUGCCAGAGUUAGUGCAAAUCCCAAACUUUGGCAAGAAUAAAGCUCUGAAUGUAAAGCA
Molecule: messenger RNA, 1171 nt
Organism: Chinchilla lanigera (long-tailed chinchilla)
Lineage: Eukaryota; Metazoa; Chordata; Mammalia; Rodentia; Chinchillidae
Gene: Kplce
Product: chromosome unknown open reading frame, human C1orf68
Exons: 2
Coding region: 84-968 (294 amino acids)
Source: RefSeq, a predicted model, not a curated record